AGGACUUUCUUAUUCCCCACGCACAUUUAUCUUACCAAGUUUCCCUGAUGCUCUGCAUUUCCCUCCCUAGUCCCAGCGCCCAACCUUGCUAACGGGAAGAACCGAGCGGGAGGGAGAAGAGCUGACUACGAUGCCCUCCAUCUUCUCCUUAAGCCUACUUACUAUCAUCUAAUUGUCAACCUACCAUGGCGAUUCCAAACCCUACAUCAUUGUCGUUUCUACCAUCCAAGCCCUCAUUUCCCGCUUCCCUCCAUCGGGCCUAUAACUACCGCCUCCCCAUACUCCGCCUCCGUGCUGCUGCUGAAGCUUCAGACGCUGCAGCCUCUCCUUCUCCGGGCUGGUUCGUUCCCCCGGGCCCUCCCUCCGGCUGGGAUGGUAUGGUUACCGGCAGGAGCCCUGGGGUGAGGACUAACGCCCAGGAGGAUGAUAAGGGCGUCGGUAGGAUGAAAAAGAAGCGAUGGUGGUGGUGGUCUCGAGACAGGGAGAGCUAUCUGGUUGAUGAUUCCGACGCUCUUCCACUUCCGAUGACCUAUCCAGAUUCGUCGCCGGCUACUCCGGAAGAGAUAGACCGGCGCGUCAAAUGCGAUCCGAUUGUCCAGGAAUGCAAGGAAGUUGUCUACGAGUGGACAGGGAAGUGUAGGAGUUGCCAGGGGACGGGUUUUGUUAGUUAUUACAGCAAGAAGGGGCGUGAGACUAUCUGCAAGUGUAUUCCUUGUCUUGGUUUAGGUAAUGAUGCCGUCCUUUGGCGCUUCAUGCUCUUAUUUUGCUGCGACUUCAGCUAUGUUACGGGCUGCCGAAUCGAAAACAAAAGAACUGAAGAUGGGAGCGAAUAUGCAAAUGCACGGACUUCAGCUACGCUAUGGGCUACUGGAUCGAAGACAGAAGAACUGAAGAUGGGAGCGAAUUUGCCAAUGCACGAGUACGGGCUGCCGGCUGGACGAACUAUUUGGAGACAAUCUUGCGUCGAGCGAGAGCUUAUGAGCCCGCAAGAGCUUCUGAGGCUGGAGGCAGAGGUGACGACUGACGAGACGUGCUUCCUUCUCCUGUUCUCCAUGCGUGGCCUUUUAAACCCGAACAGGAACAUGUGA
This is a messenger RNA of Dendrobium catenatum, 1088 nucleotides long. RefSeq names its product protein disulfide-isomerase SCO2. The coding region runs from base 186 to 1088 and encodes 300 amino acids. The record is from RefSeq and is a predicted model, not a curated record. NCBI's taxonomy places the organism in Eukaryota, Viridiplantae, Streptophyta, Magnoliopsida, Asparagales, Orchidaceae. The transcript has 4 exons.